Aspergillus brunneoviolaceus CBS 621.78 is the source of this 1131-nucleotide messenger RNA. RefSeq lists its product as uncharacterized. Lineage: Eukaryota; Fungi; Ascomycota; Eurotiomycetes; Eurotiales; Aspergillaceae. The transcript is spliced from 3 exons. The coding region runs from base 1 to 1131 and encodes 376 amino acids. The record is from RefSeq and is a predicted model, not a curated record.
AUGUCCGACACAAACAUUUACUCCUUUCAUCCGGAGGGAAAGGUCAUCUUUGUCCUUACAGAAGAGCCAUCCACACCCUCAGACUCCACUUAUCGAGAAGAUCACGAAUCUUGUAACUUUGGAUUUGCUUCAGCGCGCCCAGGAACAUGUAGCAUGCAGCGUUCCUACAUCGACCUAGCUGAACUGAUCCCUAAGGAUGAUAACCAGUCGUCGUCAACAAUCGCUCUAGCCCUGAAGAAUGAAAUCCUCAAAGACGAACGGACCCUCUCAGAAACCCAUCCAGCUCCCAAGUAUCUGAUACAAGCAUCCGAGAAACACCUCGCUCUGUCAUCGCCCGUAUUCAAACAAAUGCUCAGCGGCCUCUGGAAAGAAACUAUCGACCUCGCAACAGAAGGACAUAUCCGAUUCGAGAUCAAGAAGUGGAAUCUGCAACCCUUCCUCAUCUUUCUCCAAGUAAUGCAUGGCCGACCAGAGCCCAAGAGUCUUAAUGUGGACACAAUCACCGAAGUGGCGCUCCUAGUCGACUACUACCAGUGUCUGGCAGAAUUUCGACGAGCCAUGCGUGCAUGGCUAAAAGAGGUCAAGAAGACUCUGAGUCCUUCCUAUGAGACAUAUAUGAAGUGUCUGUGGGUUUGCUGGCAACUCCGUCGAUCAAGCGAUUUCCGCGAUUUCAGCAAUCUCGCGGUGUACUUUGCGGACGACCUGAUCGAGGGCGAGGGACUGCCACUCCAUCCUGUCGUGCUGGACAAGCUCAACGCCGCCCGGAAGAAGGCCCUAACGCCAAUAAUCCGCCGCUUGCCGAUGCACUACAACAGCGAAAGGCCCGCCGAAUGGGUCCACAGAGGCUUCUGCGGCGAAUGCGCAACAUUGCUGAGCGACUUGCUGGACCUGGACAUUCGGCAGGCUGCCCGUGAGGCAUACCCGGUUGCGCCUUUUUCUGGUCUGAGCUUUGCUAAGCUCGUCGUGACGGAGUGUCGAGGACGCCGGUGCCAGGAUAUGGGGAUUAUUCAUAUUGAGAGGAUGUACCAGACUGUGGACCAUAGUGAUGCUGGCUCGGUGUCUCGGUUUGUCCGCAAGCUGAAUAUCAAGCCGGUUACCUUGGAGGAAUGCUUGAAGAUGAUGGCCAGGUAG